This is a messenger RNA of Sphaeramia orbicularis (orbiculate cardinalfish), 1427 nucleotides long. RefSeq lists its product as uncharacterized. Bases 87 to 941 code for a protein of 284 amino acids. The transcript has 5 exons. Gene Ontology annotation, cellular component: membrane. Lineage: Eukaryota; Metazoa; Chordata; Actinopteri; Kurtiformes; Apogonidae. The record is from RefSeq and is a predicted model, not a curated record. Gene Ontology annotation, biological process: regulation of cell differentiation.
AGCCUCAUGUGCUUUUUGACCAUAAUGCGUUCAAACAUUUCUGUUCUGCUCUCAUCCUGUUUGGGUGGAAUACACCGACUGGCAACAUGAACGUGUCAGGGAUCCACCAGGGGAUGCUCCGCAUGUAUGGCGGAUUUAUUUUUAAACACUGGAAGAAGAGGUUUCUGCUCCUGACACCGGAAGGCAGCCUCCUCGUCUGCCAUGAUUCCACAUCUCCCCCUGACCAGCUGGUGUCUUUGCAGAAUGGCUGUGAAGCAAUCGCAGAAGGCAAGGACAUCUUAGAUCUACCCAAGUUGCCCUCCGGCGGAUACAGGGAAUGCUGCUUUGCUCUGAUCCUUCCCCAGAAUAAAUAUCUUCUGCUGCUGGCCGACACUCCUGCAGACUGCAGUCAAUGGCUGAACAUACUCAAGAAAGUGAAAAUGAGUGUCUCAUCACCUCUCAGUCCUUGUAAACGACACCAGGUUCCACCACCACGCAUUACCCUUAAAGAUCUGAUGCCGGAGCAGAUUGUGGACAAGGAUCCACCGACUCCACCUGUGAGUGACUCCGAGUCUGCGUCUCCAGGACCUAUGAGCUGUUCUUCACCCAGGGACAAGGGUAGGAAUUCUCCUCACACAAAGUAUCACAAAGGUGGAAUGCAUUCCGUGGGGUGUCUGCGUCAUGGUACUAUCAGUAAUGCCCAUGCCAUGAAGGCUGUUUAUCUGCUGAUGGGAGGGGCUGCUGCCUCCUCUGCUAUGGGCUACCUCGGCGCAUGCUCGCCCUCUAAUCUGGACGCCAAAGCUCCUGACUUGCCGGUCAACUCAGAUUUCUCUGGCCUGGGUCCAGCAGGAGCGUACCACUCUGGGAGCCCAGCACUCGACUCCCCUCACUUCAACAGCUUUGACUUUGAAAUGGCAGACUCAGACUUUGAUGCGUUUGAUUGCGGUGGAUUUACUUUCUAAUAAUGUGUUGCAUUAAGGCCAAGCAUUUGGACGACUCUGAUGACAUGGUACUUAAUAUUUCAUUGACACAUAAGGGCUUUGAUUAUGCUUCUUUAAAAAAUAAGUUCUAAAUAACUCUGUACCUAGACCGAUUAAGUGUAAUAUCUAGAGUUGGAAAAUAGCUUAAAAUGUUCUUUUUUUACUCAUGAAAUGAAACUUAAAUGACAUGUUUCACAGUUCUUACAAGAUUUUAGAAUGAAUGUUAGCUGUGAUUUUACCAAAACUGGUAAAAUCAAAUUCUAGCUUUUUAUUACACUUUUACACGCCAUUUCAUGUGUUUGUUUUUACCAAUACUUGUAUUUAUAAAUAUUGUAACAUAUCUAUAUUGUAACAAAGACAGUAUGAUAAUUAUUUAUUGUUAAUAUUCUUCAAAUUGUGCUGAUUGCAGAUGAACAAAAUGACAAACAUUUGAGAUGAGUUUUGAAUGUAAUGAGAAUUUUCUGAAAG